Messenger RNA from Paramecium tetraurelia, 2100 nucleotides. RefSeq lists its product as uncharacterized. The transcript is spliced from 7 exons. Gene Ontology annotation, molecular function: protein kinase activity; calcium ion binding; ATP binding. Gene Ontology annotation, biological process: protein phosphorylation. NCBI's taxonomy places the organism in Eukaryota, Ciliophora, Oligohymenophorea, Peniculida, Parameciidae. The record is from RefSeq and is a predicted model, not a curated record.
AUGGGAAGUACCUUUGCAUGCCAGGGUUAGAAGAAGGAAAGAAAGAAAAAUGCUGAGUAUCUCUUUGUAAUUAGUAAAUUUAUUAAUAUAUGUAAUUUAUCGUUCUAUUAUGCAGUUGAUAAUUAUGAAUUGCAAAUGUUGUUUAUGAUUUACAGAGACUUGGCAGACCGUUCUUAAAAUCACUUAAUUUGUAGAGACACCUUCAACACUUAUUUUAAAAUAAUAGGAAUUUGGGGUGAAUAAAUAUUCAAUAAAUUUACUCACAAACAAGAGGAUUACAUGAGUUUCGAAGAAUUUCUUACAGGAUUGUAAAUGUAUAUAAAAUGUUCAGAAGAUCAGCAAAUUAAGAACUUAUUCAAAUUGUAUGAUUUAAAAAAUCAAAAUGGAAUUGCAAAAACUGAUUUUUUACAGAUGUUGCAUAAUUAUUCUAAAGAGGAAAUUAAAGUCAUUUUAAAUGAUCAAUUAUUUUUAGAAGAAUAACAAAUCAUAAACGCCUAUCAUAGAACAACAAAAGUAAAGCCUCGAAAAGGGAGCGAGGAUUUCCUCAAAAUGUCAUUAUAAAUGUUCAGAAAGUACAGUAACAUUUCAGAAAAUAGAGAGCCUAUUUAAAAUGACCAUUAAAAUCACUUAUAAAUGGAUGUCCUGCAAAGUCAAAAUUCUAGACAAUCAAUCGAUUAGAUAUUCACAUUAGACAGCAAAGCAUAAAUAGAUGGUAUACCUAUGAAAGGAUUUGGGAUCAACCUCACAUUUCAAGUGAAUGGGCAGAAGAUUGAAAUGCAAGCCAAUUUGAAUUUGUUAAUUAAAAAAUAUGUUGAAAUGGUUUAUAAGGCAAAGAAUGAUUAACCAAUUCAUUUGGAGGAUUUUACGAUCUUUGUCAGACAACAUCCGAAUUUAAUUACGCCUUUGUAUUGUGUAUUCAAUUUUGAUGUAUGGGGAAUGAACAAUAAUAUACCCAAAUAUAAGAGUUUACCUUUAGAUAUUCAAGGAGAAUUAUAUAGAAUUUCAUAGAAGAGCAAAAUAAAAACAAAGUUCUGUCAAUUAUAUCCGAAUAUCUUGAUGGAAUUUUAGAAGAAAAACGACGUUAAACCUACAAAAAUUAUUUGUUUGAGUGGAUUGAUAAUUGAAGAAAGAGUGGAUCAUGUUAAUCAGAAGUUUGGAUUUGAAAUCUUUCAUAUGAAUCCACAUUAUAAACACAAGGUUUAUCAUUGUUCUGAUGAAAUAUCAUUUAGAGAAUGGCAAAGAGCGUUGUCUCUCUAUUUUAAUGGAGAAGUCAAUAAGAAAUAUUCUAUUCUUGAUAAAAUAGGGGAGGGUAAAUACUCAAUAGUCUACAGAUGUCAAUCUAAAAUCGAUAAAAAGUUUUAUGCCUUAAAAGUAAUUAAUAAAAUGAAUCUUCCUCAAGAAGAGUAGGAUAUUGUGAAACAUGAAAUAAGCAUCACUAAAUUAUUAAAUCACUCUUGCAUUAUUAAUUUGAUUGAUUCGGUUGAGAAUAGAGAUCAGAUUCAUAUUAUUACAGAAAUAAUUGAAGAUGGAGAUCUGUUUGAUUAUGUUUAAAAUAAAUAAUACUUAGAUGAAAGUGAAGCAGCCAUCAUAUUUAAUUAAUUGCUUGAUGCUCUGUCCUACAUUCAUUCGAUUGGAAUAGUACACAGAGAUAUAAAACCAGAGAACAUUUUGAUGAUUUUGGAUAAAAACACUGUUAAACAAAUUAAAUUGAUUGACUUUGGUUUGGCUAAUCAUCUCUCAAAGAUCCAAAAAAAUAAUGAAUAUCAAAAUUAUCACUGUGGAACUUGUAAUUACUAAGCCCCUGAAAUGUUACAAUUUUAAGAAAUUACAUUUUCUGUUGAUGUUUUCGCACUUGGAGUGAUUUUAUAUUAUAUGUUAAGUGGUUACUUGCCAUUUGAUUCUGACAUACCAUUAGAAAUCAUACAGAACACUAUUGAUGGCAUAUACAACAUGGAUGAUUAUCAUUGGCAAUGCGUAAGCGAAGAAGCCAAAGAUCUAAUAGUGGCAUUAUUACACAAUUAACCUAGCAAGAGACUAACUGUAAAUGAAGCCAAGGAACACAUCUGGAUUAAAAAGCAAUUGGCUAAAAAUAAUAAAUGA